GGCCAUUUGACUGAGCUGGGCCGUCCAGAAUCAGCUUUUCCAGUUUCUUCAAACGGACUUCUCCCGACAUGAUUCCAACUGAAAUCAGGACACUGCCUUCCCCCCUUGCCUCCCCUGGUCGCUUGCCGUCUCGAGCUACAGCUUGCUGCUGCAGGCAAAAUCCCAGCUCAUCAUGGCGACCGUCACACUGCCGUCAGAGCAUCUGCUGUGAGCACCCACACCAGUGAUGGGCCAUACGUGAGAGACCCUGAUCAACUAAAAUGGCUCCCAGACAGACAGAAAUAAGCACACUGUUGCCAGACUGGGCUUGCUUUUACAUUGUCUGGUGGAAUGUACACAUUAGGGUGUGUAGACAACGGUUCUACUGAGAGGGUGCAGCCCAGGUUCACAGGGUCAGGGGCUGUCUGGAAACACGUGCAGAUGUAGACAACACAAGGGAGAAAAGUAAAUCCAAAUGCCUCUGGUGUAGAGAAAUAUAUAUGUAUAUACAUGUAUGUAUAUUAUAGAAAUAAAUAUAUACUACCAUGUAUAUAUGGUAGUAUGGAAAAGUAAUAUUGAGCCUCACAUUUGUAUUGACCAACAUUUUUCCAUAUUUUGUACUUUUUGGAAGCACAGGAACAGAAUGCUUAAUCAUCUCCUCAUGCAAAUUCAUAUGACUUGGAGUCUACAUGCAUGGUUCUGGGUCAAUUCGAUAUUAUCUAAUAAUGUUAUCCUACCGCCUUCAGAAUAGUUGUACAAGAUAGGGAGGUAUUUUAGUGUAAACAUAUGCAAAAUGAAUCACUAGCAUCACUAGACUUCACAUUAUUAUGGAGAAUUGUACUAAAGCGUUUUAGAAAAUUGUAGGUUAUACAUUACAUAAAAUCGCUAUAUGAUUCCACAGAAAUUGUUUUAAAUGACCCCACACAUGAAACGGGCACGAAACAUAAUUUGGGGAGAUGGUUGCGUUUGAAGUAUGGCACUUCUGAUACCGUGACCAGGACUUGGUUUAUAAUGUCACACCUUUGUUGAGAUAGCCUAUCGGUCCUCCAACCCCCUCCUCAAAGUGCAAACGACUGAAUGGGAGAGCCCAGGGCUUAUAAGGGCUGUCCCGUUGUCAGACUGCCACUGUAUUUUUCUGAACUACAUCGCUACUGAAGGCUACUCUCUUCUGGACGCCGCACAAUUGGAAGAUUUACGAUGGAUUUUCUCCGUGCUUGUGUUUUGUGCGCGGUUGCUUUGUUCGCCGUAUCCGAGGCGUUUACGCACAACGACAUGAAGGAUGCCAUGCUUCAAAAACUUGGGCUAAAUGAAGUUCCGAAAAUUCACAAAAGGGAUUUGGAGAAUCUUGUCAUCCCGACGCAUAUGAAGAAUAAGUAUCUAUCAAUGCUGAAGCUGCACCAUAACAGGCGGCGAAGGUCUCUGCCAAGCUUGGCGGGGAUCCUACGGGGGAUUCCAGGAAAUGCGGACAUUUCUGGUGAGUUUGUGUACUCAGACACUACUCGGCAACGGAUGGUCUUCGACAUGGAUACCCGCAUCCCCGACAACAGCGAGGUGACCAUGGCAGAACUUAAACUAUACAAGAAAGCCCCUUACAAACGUUCCAUGCCUGAUAGGAAGAACCACCGGCUGGUUUCUAACGCAAGAGUUUCCAUAUAUUGGGUGGAGAUGCUGGAGAAUGGCUCCAACAGAACAUUUUUGGUGGACUCAAGGUUGAUCCCCAUACAUGAAACCGGUUGGAAAAGCUUUGAUGUCACCCAGGCUGUUCACUAUUGGUCUAAGUCGCAGCAAAAAACACCUAUGCACCUGGAGGUGUGGAUCGAGGGCGAGAGACCUGGCAGCUACGCGGCAGACAUGGCCAAGAGUGUUCACUUUACCACCCAGGACCAAUUGCAUAACACCUUGGGAAAACCUGAGCUUAUCCUCUACACACUCAACCUUGAAGAGUUUGGGUCUCGAGGCGACUGUGAAAACAAUCCAGAUAAGGACACGUGUUGCAGAGAGAAAUACUUCAUCAAUUUCCGCGCACUCACAUGGACCCAGUACUGGAUCAUCGAACCCGCAGGUUACCAGGCCUACAGAUGCGCAGGGGGGUGCAAGCAGCCCAAGCGCAACUACGGGUACGGCGAGAGGAAGUGUACAAUCGCAGAGAGUGCCCCGCUGCCCAUGAUGUACUUAGUCAAAAAAGGCGACUACACUGAGAUAGAAGUGGCUGAGUUUCCCAACAUGAUCGUGGAGUCGUGUGCCUGCACUAUGGACAACAUAUCCAUAGUUUGAAGUCAAUCGUUGGGGACUUGGCAGAGCAUCUCCACCUUGACUUACAGUACUUUUGUAUUUAAAAUUUGAAUUCUCAGGGUGAGUUGUAGUGUAUGAGGGACAAUGGCAUAUCUCUUGAGAAACUUUAUUCAAGCACUUUAUAUUUUGUAAAUAAUUCAUCAUGUUGCUUUUGUACGAGUUGUAUACUGUAUGCAACUAAGAAACUGUCUGAUUUGGUCUCAGAUGUUAUAUUUUCAA
Messenger RNA from Esox lucius (northern pike), 2490 nucleotides. RefSeq names its product lefty1 (gene lft1). Gene Ontology annotation, molecular function: growth factor activity; transforming growth factor beta receptor binding; cytokine activity. The transcript has 6 exons. Gene Ontology annotation, biological process: BMP signaling pathway; SMAD protein signal transduction. The coding region runs from base 1177 to 2253 and encodes 358 amino acids. Lineage: Eukaryota; Metazoa; Chordata; Actinopteri; Esociformes; Esocidae. The record is from RefSeq and is a predicted model, not a curated record. Gene Ontology annotation, cellular component: extracellular region.